GUAAAUUUUAGUGUUAGUGUUCUGUUGUGUACGUCAGUUGAGUUGUGAGAUACCUUCAGUGCUAUGCCUCCCAAAGCGUCUGGCAAGGCUGCAAAGAAGGCCGGUAAGGCGCAGAAGAAUAUUUCUAAAAGUGAUAAGAAGAAGAAGCGAAAGAGGAAGGAAAGUUAUGCCAUCUACAUCUAUAAAGUUUUGAAGCAGGUUCAUCCUGAUACUGGUAUCAGUUCGAAAGCUAUGAGCAUAAUGAAUAGCUUUGUUAAUGACAUCUUUGAACGAAUCGCGGCUGAGGCGUCUAGACUGGCCCAUUAUAACAAGAGAUCUACAAUAACUAGUAGGGAAAUUCAGACUGCUGUAAGGUUAUUGCUGCCCGGAGAGUUGGCGAAGCAUGCAGUCAGUGAGGGAACGAAGGCGGUUACAAAGUACACGAGCGCAAAGUAAUCAGAUAGUGACAAAAAAAAAACGGUCCUUUUCAG
Cryptotermes secundus is the source of this 470-nucleotide messenger RNA. RefSeq names its product histone H2B. The record is from RefSeq and is a predicted model, not a curated record. The transcript has a single exon. The coding region runs from base 64 to 435 and encodes 123 amino acids. Gene Ontology annotation, cellular component: nucleosome. NCBI's taxonomy places the organism in Eukaryota, Metazoa, Arthropoda, Insecta, Blattodea, Kalotermitidae. Gene Ontology annotation, molecular function: DNA binding; protein heterodimerization activity; structural constituent of chromatin.